AUGUCCUCUGUUCCAUCCGAGUACAGCGGCUCGGACAGUAGUUCUGACUCGGUCGUGGGCGAUAGCAUGGAUGAUGGCGUAUCAGAGGAGAGCCAGCCCGUCCACCCUGCCACGCUCGAAGACAUUCUUAGCGAGUGGGCCCAUGCGCUUGCGAUCACCUCGCAACUGCGGGAGCAAUUUCAUUCUCUCCGGAGCCGCUGUGCUAGCGAUCGAGAGGUCGCCUCGGAGCUUCAUCGUGGCUGGUUGGAGAACCAUGGUCGACACAUUGCCGCUACUGAGGGUUCAGCGGACGGCCCCGAUCCAGCUGCGACAUCGCUGUCUACGCCUCAGGCCGAUGUACGCGCUGAAGUCGCUGCUCAUUAUGCGCACAUCCUCGAGUUGCGGGCUGAAAACGCUAGCCUGUAUCGCGCCGCCGCCGAAGAGCGUGGAUUGGCAGCCGCGCAAGGGCAUCAGAGCGCCGUCGCCGUCUGCACAUACCUCGAGGACGCCAUCAAGCUCGUGGGAAUCCUGCAGCGCCGCACCGACCAUCUGGAGGCCUCUCGCAACGAUCUGCGUGCCCAGCUCGCUCAAUCUGAGCAGCGGCGCACCCACGAUGUCCGCAAGCUUUUGCAGCUGCACCAGCGCGAUAUGCGGGAGGUCCAUCGACUUCGGGUGCGGCAUAUGCACGAUAUCCAGCUGCUUGGUCAAUUCCAGGAGCAGCACGUCCGCGACGUGAAUCAGGUUGCUACGCUUCGGCAGGACGUCUUGGGUCUGCACCACGCUUUACCUCCCGCUGGUAGUUCGGUGGAAAGUUAUGGAUCGUAUCCGGCCAGCCUGAGCGCUCCCUUUGGGGCGCUGCCGGCGGCACCUAUACUGCAGACGGUCAGCGGUCGGCCCUUGUUUCCCGCCACGUACCAACUCGAUGCUGCCGACCAGGGGUCCAUUGAGACGCCGUGA
This is a messenger RNA of Schizophyllum commune H4-8, 936 nucleotides long. RefSeq lists its product as uncharacterized. Lineage: Eukaryota; Fungi; Basidiomycota; Agaricomycetes; Agaricales; Schizophyllaceae. The coding region runs from base 1 to 936 and encodes 311 amino acids. The transcript is spliced from 4 exons. The record is from RefSeq and is a predicted model, not a curated record.